GACGUCCGCCGCUCUCAGUAGUGGCGAGCAGCAGCACAGCAGCAGCCAUCGGCCGGCGAACCCUCCCAGCAUGGCGGCUGCGGCGGCGGCGUCGCGGCAGCCCAGCCAGCAGCGGCAGCAGGGCGCCGGAUGCGGGAAUACGAUGUGCCUGAAGGGCCGGCGAAGGUCGCCUGUGCUCGUCGUGGUGGUGCGUGUGUGAGUGCCUUGGAUUACGCUGCCCGCGCCGACCGUGCCUGUGCGGUUCUGCGCGCGCUGAUCGGCGCCUCUGUAUGGUUCGGCGGGACUCCCCCACGCUGCCUGGUCGAGCAGGGACCCCCGGCCUGGCGACCGAGUCAGCGUUCGCCAUGAGCUCCAAGGAGGCGGCGUGCGCCCCGAUCCAGCUGGAGCCGGUGGACCUGUCGGUGAACAGCCGGAGUCGGUCGUCGUCGGCGGCCGGCCGGGGGCUGCCGCUGGACGAGCAGCCGACGCCACCUUCCUCGCCGCCUUCCUCGGCACCUUCGCCGGACAUCAACAAUGACGUGGCGGCACUGGCGCUAUUCACCUCGGCGGCAAUGGCGGCCCGGUUGGAGGCCCCCGGUGACCUGCCGCGGACAUCACCUACGUUGGCCGGCAGCCUACAGGAGCAGCUCCUGGCGUGCCGGACGACGAACGCCCUCCUGAAAACCAUCGAGGAGGCUUCCCUCAGGAAGAAUAAAAGACCGAGAACGGAGCCCUGCGGAACACCAGAUGCCACCGGAGCUGAAGGAGAGGCCGUGCCAUCAAUGAUUACACAUUGCCGCCUUGACAAGAGUGCGCUGCAGCAGCAGCAGCCUGCGUCGGCGCCGCUGACGCCGGCGCUGAGCAACGGCGCGGUGUCCGCCCGCCUGUGGCCUCCUCCGCCGUCCGUGCCGGUCGCCGCGGACUCGGACUUGCUGCGGCGCCGCAAGGUGCACAAGUGCGACUUCGAGGGCUGCCAGAAGGUCUACACCAAGAGCUCCCACCUGAAGGCGCACAAGCGGACGCAUACAGGCGAGAAGCCGUACAUGUGCAACUGGGAGGGCUGCACGUGGAAGUUCGCUCGGUCCGACGAGCUGACGCGCCACUACCGCAAGCACACGGGCCAGAAGCCGUUCAAGUGUGACAAGUGCCAGCGCUCCUUCUCGCGCUCCGACCACCUGUCGCUGCACCAGAAGCGGCACUGACGUCCAUCAGAACUCGCCGGCUCCAGCGGAGGCCGUUGUCGCCACUUGCUCAACUUCCCAGGCGCCCGGACCCGCCGCUGCUGCCGGCAGCGCCCCCUACCUCCGCAGCCGAGAGAAGAGAGCCGUUCCUAAUAUAUUGCCCACACCAGAUACACACGAGCAUUUGUAUAUUACACAUGAUAGGAGGAAGAGCAGGAAGAGGAGCAGAAGUCGCCGACGAUCGCGGCCUCAUUGGGCGGCAGAGGCUGCCUUCGCUUCGGACAUUUUGAUGGACCACUGCUUCUUUUGCUCUUGUUUUUUUUUAAACGGAUAUUUAUGCCCCCCACGCCUGUGGUCAGUGUGCUCAAAGGGACACCUCGAUGCCCAGAAAGUGCGCGAGCGUGUGUGUGUGCCUGCCGACAGAACUCUGCUGCAGGCGUGAACCGACUCGGCCAUCACACAUCGGGCAAUGAAUGUGGGCGUGUGCACACACAUAUUACACCCAACUUUUUUGUGCAUACAGACGACACAUGUACACAUAAUAAUGCCUGCGUUGUCGGCUUGACAAAUGAGCGCGUGGUGCUGACAGGCAAGCAUUCUUUUCGUACAAUGAUCUUUUGUUUGUGCUUUACUUUUGUUCUAUCUGUCCGGGUGUGUGACGCUGUCCGAGGUAAUUACGUGUGGAGAAAUGGAGUGAUGUUCUGUAAGGCAGGCCUUUGCUCGCACAGCGACGCAAACAUCCGUUUUUGUACUGGUAUUGUUAUCAUUAUCCAACAGAGUAGGGGUUUUAGCACACCGUUGUGGUGUGCUAAAAAAACUACAGGUCCUGGUCUGAUUCGCAAAAUAUGACAGGCCGUGCAAAAUGGUAUAUAACAAAACUGCAGAAUGUGACCAAAAACUCUGAGACCGCUGGCACGAAAUGCGGCUCCAAAUCGUUCUGUUCAUUUUUAUUUCAAAUGCUACAGGUUGCUUCGGCAUAUUGUCUGCCACUGCGCUGUCAAUGCUACACUCUCUGCCGCCUGCCAGCUAAAUCACCCCAUACAUAUUAACAGGCGUAAAUCUAGCAAGUUUACCAUACUCGGUUACAACCUAAGAAAGCAAGAAUGUCAACAUUGUGCACUGCCACUGCCAUUUCGCCUGAAACGAAUUGGCAUAUAUGCUCCAAUCAAUAGGGCUUAUUCGUUUUUCUGACGUCAAGGACUUAUGAAGUGUUUCACAUAAUUGACUUUCUCACACAAACAUAUGUGUAGCUGAUUUUAGCUCAAAUAAGGGGAAUUAACGACUAAGUCAAAGUAUGCAUUGAGAAAGAAUCUUACUAGGUCCAAAUGAAGAUCAUUUGCUUCGUGACCCCAGCAGGCAGAAGCAGAGUGUUCCACACUCGCAUCAUAGCUACGGUUGGCGCUGACCAACACUCCCAGGUUUAAAUGCACCGAUAUACCCGAUUAAGUGUGUGGGACAACAACCACCACCGUAUCUCAAUUGUUUAACAUCAAAUGCUUUGUUCAAAGAUUGCAAGUUUGCUCCCUGCCUGCGACAAGUUGUCUUUUUGCCCACUUUAAUUCCUUCACCUUUAUAUCAAAAUUACAUUAACAUCGCCUAUUCUUUCCUUGGCUUGAUUUUCUGUUGGUUGUCAUUUUAUAGGUCAGAAACUUCAUUGUGUUGGUAAAUAUUUCUGACAUCGCUGCUCAACCAAACGUUGUGUUUUAGCUAGCAAUGACAAGCAUUCAAUCAUUACUAUGCUUAGUGUGUACAUUAUCCAAGGAAAAGUAUUUGCGAUUCAAGCAGAAACUGACUAGCACGACAUUUUUUACAUUUGAAGAGCAGGCACACUGCAGUUCUGAGUGCUGAGCUGAAAUUUUUUUCAAGGUUGUAACCGAGUGUAGGCGGCGAGCGGUAUGCUCAAGCUUCCUCCUAUUGUUGUGGAACCCAUCAAUAUUGCAUCGUCUGCAUUCUAACAUGAGCAAGACAUAGUGGUGAACCCAUCAUUCUCCGAUUAAUAUUUUAUGGUGCAUGUUUUUAUUUCUUGAAGGCUCGUGCAGCUGGGAAUCACAAGCCUUAUUCGUUUUGUCACUGCAGAGUGGUAGAAGGCCAUCCUUCAUCGGUGACCUGCUUUCAAGGCACCUGUAAAGUGAGCGCUUGCACUGUUCAAGCUCCCUGCGUGCUUAUAGUAUAGCGGCAGUACUUAGUUUCUGUGAUGCACGCCCUGAUGUUCUGCGUGUCCCCCUCCAGCAAGCAUCCGUCCAAUCAAGGCGUAGCCUUCAGUGCUUGCUCUUCUCGCCAUGACCACUGCACAGGCUUCAGCUUUGUGACGCCACUUUGCGUUCCUGUCCUCCAGUACUCAGCUAAUGCCGCUUGCCUGUUGCCCUCACUGCAUGUUCAAACUAGGGUUUCUGAGGCACUUGUGGAUGGUGCAGGGGUCUGACUUUUGAUAUAGAGGAUGUCAUCAGUGAACCUGUUAGCCCUCUACAUGUCCUGUUGUUUCCGUUCCUGUCGAACCUGUACAUUUAAGCUUGGGACGAAUUGCUAAAUGCUCACCUUGGACUUUGCUGGAAGUGGCUACCUGGCUUCUUUGAACGUGACCUUUGCCUGUUCGCUGUAAUAAUUGUUUUGUGCUUGAAAAACGUACGUCCCACUUCUCUGUUGCGCAUCCAUGCUGUGUCCUAAAUAGACCAUGCUCUGCAAAUUUUGCAGGUGCAAUUCCAACAGUUACAUUAAACUAAAGAGCUACUUGGUAGAUUAAAGGUGCUACAGAGAAAAAAAAAUACAACCUAGAAAAGAGCUGAAGUGUGGUUGCUCGGACUCUACGUAAAGUCACUUGUUGUAGUGCUGCCAUUUUCUUCCUUUGUUUGACAUGGUUUCCAACUUGCUCACAGCUUGCUUUGCGACAGUGCGAUGGUAUGAAGGCGUCUUGUGGGCAGAAUCCUGUAGUAGGAGAACUGGGACCAGCCGACACGCGAGGCACCUGUAUUGAUGCCUUCAAGGCGCACGUGGGUUCUGAAUUCACACAGUGCUGCUGCAAACGGUGUGGUGGCGUCAAGUGUCAAAAGCUUUGUAUUGAUUUCUAUACUUGGGCUCGUGCUGAUAGUUAUUUUACUUGCCACGAAGAUAUACGUGCGGCUGCACGGUUGUACAUUACAUCUUUCUCAAAGCCAUUGUGAAAGCAGCUUGGUUUUCGAUUGAGCUUUCUCGCAUGGUACGGACAGAAAUCUUUUUUUUUUCUUUAAUGCCAAAACCUAGCCGCUUCAUUGGGGUGCUAUAGACUACUGAGGAAAUUUUUUUAUCAGUCAAUAAAUGGCCUUAGCCACAUAUAGUAAGCAAAAAUUGCCAUCUGAAAUCUAUCGAAAACAGCUUCCUCUGCAGGCAGAAAAAAAACUAUGUCGUUUGAAUUCCAGUGGCUUGCAUCACUAGUUCAUUCGCCAAACUGCUUUGUAUAGCCAGUCCUCAAUGGACAUUUCUCGUUCGUUAUGGGCUAUGUGCUCUUUUGUGAUGAUGGUUCCAUAACACACAACAUUCCAUUCUGAACACACCAAGAAUACGGAAUGGGCGUCCGUUACUUGAUUAUUGUUGUUUUAGAAUGCAGUUUCUAUUUAGGCAAGCUCAAUGUGAAAACAUAAUCAUAGUAUCGAAAAAAGGACAACGACCAAUCAACGAAAGUAACAUAUUAAAAAGUGAUCAGAGACAAAGAGCCUGGGCGUGGACAAGUUUUAAAAAUAGACAAAUAUCUCUGCUAUUCAUUACAGCUCAAUACACCUGUCUUGUUGUUUUUAUUUAUUACUUUUUUUUUUGCGGAAUGUUAUGCCUCACGAAAAAUAAUCAUCCAAGGCUAGGAAUGCAAGUAUUACUUUGCACACUUAUGGAGAAUGGGAGUCGAGUUGAUUCGUCGUGUAAGAUGUCAGCUUAGAAGAAUCGGAAGAUUUAAGAAGUACCACCUGGUUCUGGUAGUAUUUAUUACUAAAUCAAGCUACCCCAGGCAUAUCUUGAGGUCUUGCGAGCUCGAUUCAGUUCCAUCUUCGGCACGUUAGCAGUUCCCUCGUUCCAAGCCAGAUAUUCCCAAUACUAUCACUCAUCUUUGUGCACCCCUUUCCCAUUCUCCUUCUCACGGUAGCGAACUGGACUUGUGUCUGGUUAAUAUUUCUGCCUUCUUUCUUGUUCUCUUCCUUACUUACCAUUGAGUGUUCGCGAGCGCAAGUAAGGAAAUUUUCGGAAUAAACCCCUGUACCGCUCUAUUCGAGUGCAUAUGCAGGAUGUGCAAGAAACUGUGCAGCCUUUGCCGCAUGAUGAUAGACUGUCCCAGAUCCAAAUAUCCCAAAAGCAAGAGAAAGAAAGAAAGGACAGGAACAGGAAAAAUCAUCUCCUGUGUCUUGAAGGCCAACACAGUGAACCAAGUCCAGGUCGUAUCAAAGGCAAAUGGCCGUGUGUGUUGAGAUUGUCACUUUCUUUGACUUCGGGCCAAGGAUGAAGACGCCACUUUAGCUCCUGAAACAUAGCACGGUUCUUGUUCUGUUCUUGAAUCGCUCAGACUGAACAGGUACCAGAGGCAUGUUUAGCUUCCCUCCUCUUAAAUUACCUGAAACGCGCACGAACACACGUAUAGGUGAGCCGGCCCGCCCCCGCCCUCCUUCCUUGAAUAAUAAUCUUGGACACGACCAUGGACGGGUCAAUGCAUUGUCCGCAAAUACAGCAACUCUGAAGCAGACUCACUGGUUGUGCGACUUCAUCGUGUGACACUGUAUUGGGCCAAAAGGUGAAAUAUUCGUGCACAUGGGCUGUCCCUGGAGCCGGCGUUUCGACAAGCAGAUUUCUUCAAGGCCUCAACGCCUUCUGUAGCAUUUGACCUAACUGUUCAGAACUCUCAUUGGACUGUGAAACUGCGUUCUCUUUAUGCGACGUGACAUUUCAACGUUUGCCUUCAAAAAAUUGAACCUGGCUAAGAACGUUGUUGAACAUUCUGAUUGAAUUUACAGCAUGGCGCAGCCGGCGCUCGUGUUUGUGUGUUCAUUUUGGCUUUUUUUUUAAACUGUAUGAGAAAUGGCAAAAGUGUAAAUCCCUAACUACACUUGCGCGUUGCAACACGUGGGCGCGUGUCGUGUAGACUCGGUACUGCGCACUUUCCCUGUGGAGAUGGAGGGCACGCACCUUCGUGUAGUCGCGCGCCCUCUUCCUACAUAAGGAGAGGGCGCGGCACCGAGUUAACACGCCGCGUGAUGGCGCUACGCAUGGUUGGGGCUCAAUGUGUGUGCGGUCCGAAGCUCCGUUCUACGUCGCAGCUGUGCUGGAGUAGUGCCUUCGCAUGCAAGAACAGUCGAGUGAGCUUUUCCUACUGCACUUGAGUGGGGUCGUUUCUUUGGCCAAGUGGUUGUGCCUGCUUCGCUUCCAGCGGGCUCUAUUCCUGGGGCUGUUACCGUUUUCGCCACGCUGUCGCUGCUUCGCGACGCAGUGUGACCGCUUCUACCCAGGUUGUUCUUGUCCGGUAUGGGUGCACACCUAGGGCGUACUCGAGAUAUGCGAAUGGAUUUAACUGUUGUUUCGCUGUUGGUCUAGUAGUCGUUGUUAUUGGCGGCGGGCGUUACUUUGUAAUUGUCUUCUGUAGCAUUGAGCCCUUCGUUGCUCUCGAUUGAUGUGCUCACACCUACAGUGAACUGUUAUCGACACAGAGAGAUUUGCUGCCGAAAACGACAUGAAAGUGUAGAUACAAUCCAAGGUCGUAAUAUAUAUAUAUGUAUAUGUAAACAUACCGCAUACACAUGUUUUAAGCGUGUUCUGAGCUGACGAGCGCGUUAUAAAUGUGCGUGCGUAAUCUCUGAAACCAAGACAAUAGUGAACGGCGAACACGCCCAGCGAUAAGUGUGGUGUGGAUGCAUUUUCUUUUUAGGCCUAUAGCUUUUCCUCCAUUCUUUUUCUCUCCACAACACUAUAAUGAACAAAACAAAAGAGGAAAUUGUCUCCUUGUGGGGAAGGAGGGGGACAUAAGAAAACUUGUUAGCUCAAUCACGUGUUCGUUUAGGAAGGCGGCCAGCCUUGCUUAACACUCUGGGAACGUUAUUCGGCGGCCUCACCGUGUUCCUGCCCCCUUUUUGAUGGUUGGGUUGUACGUACUUUUGUUUUUCUCGCCGCGUGGCCAUUGAUGGGAGUUUUAGCUCGUGCUUCAACUUUACGGAAUACCGAGGGUGUGAAGCGUUGAUGGCAGCACCACGUUUUGUUGAUGAGCUCAAUCAGAGUACGAACAAGUCAAAAUGCGAGAACAAUGUCUUGCAAUGCUGUUGGGGUGUAAAAUCAGUCGGUGUGCACAUAAAUCUACAAACAAAAACCCCGAAAAAUGAAAAAAAUGUGUGUAUUUUUUUAUGAAAGUGUCGCUACCAGCGGUGCCACCAGAGGUACUUCGAAAUGAUUACGAUAUAGUUAAAACAUUUCCGUAAGUGUGAUGUAGUUCACGAAAUAGCUGGUUUAGGAAGACACUUAUGUCCAGUGUUGGUGGUACCAUCUUUCUCUGCGUAAUUUACAGCAGGACAGCCAGCUCUUUGCUGAUUAGGCCACAUUCUUCUGACCAUAAAUGACGGCAACAUCUUAUUGUCGCACAGACCUACACAUUUCUAUGAAGACGAUAUAAUACAACGCCCAAGGACAAAAACAAUUCUAACGCGUUGUGAUCGAACAAGGCCACACAAGGUGUGCCUCCCCAUUGGCAUUAACGCAGCCGUCUAAGACCCUCCCGGUAUUCCGUGAAAAAAAAAAGGGGGGGGGGGGUUAGAUUUUUUACAGGCUAGCUAACGCUUUUUUGGUGUCGCCGUCCCGGCCACCACGUUGAAUGGGUGCCUUGGCCGUUGUUCCUUGCUCGCUCUAUCGGGGCACUUUGCCGUUAAAGAGCGCGCCGCGACUUGUAUCGCGUGCCUCUCCUGUGGAAAAUGGGAUGUCGUCACCUGAGGGUUCUGCUCACACUGUGAUUCCUCGAGCAAAACUCGACGCGGAUAUUAUUUUUCCUACAAUAAAUACUUGUGCAAAGAAC
Rhipicephalus microplus (southern cattle tick) is the source of this 8163-nucleotide messenger RNA. Its product is annotated as Krueppel-like factor 3. Gene Ontology annotation, biological process: regulation of transcription by RNA polymerase II. Lineage: Eukaryota; Metazoa; Arthropoda; Arachnida; Ixodida; Ixodidae. The record is from RefSeq and is a predicted model, not a curated record. Gene Ontology annotation, molecular function: DNA-binding transcription factor activity, RNA polymerase II-specific; RNA polymerase II cis-regulatory region sequence-specific DNA binding.